AUGGCCACUUCAAUAUUUAAGGGCUCAAUGCGGGAUCCCUUUCCUCACUCGAACUUCUGUCUGUCCUUGCAUCUUAUGGCAAAUAUCCCCAUUGAUCCUGUCCUCUUGCACGAGGAAGCUUCUGUGAAUCCACCUUCUGUUCUCGACCUUAUCACCGAGAUUCAGGCAAACAACUCAACCGCACCGGCCACCCCACCCAGUCAUGCAUCAUCUCCCGACCCAGAAGAGGAAGAUCAAGCACAAGAACAUCUCUCCGAAGACCAGCCACAUGGUACGCGUCGGACUCGUGAGGAAUAUGAGGGUGAAAACACACGUUACGGUGAACGUCUCGAUGCUGUUGAAUUUGGGCAGCGUUUGAAGCGACAGCGAAACCUCACUCCUCACUCGGAGUCAGAGCUUGCACGUUUUGCAGAGUCUCCACACCUCCUCCAACACACAAUGUAUACCUACGGUUUGCUGCUGGAAUGCCGUGACUACCUUCAGAAACUGUCUCGGGACAGUGAGUACAAGAUCCCCGAUACAUUGCGGGCCACUUUGACGGACUACGUGCACACAUACAUCCUCUCUCCAACCAUUGAGUCCUAUUGCAAGGCUUCAAAUCCUGGCAACAUCUUAGCUGCGAUGCGGCACCUCAAUAUUGCACAAAUUCCUCCUGAACAGGAGACCGGUCGGUGUGCCGUUAUUCGUACAGUCGUCGCGAAGGGUCUCACGGAGUGGCGGAACCACGUGAAAACUCAGAUUUCCAUCUCCAUUGACGCCAAAUCCACCAUUCGUAACCUUGCCGCGCUUGCCCAUGCAUGCAUCAAGACUUGCAGCGCGCGUCCGACCGUUGCGAUGUACAUCCGCCUCGCGUAUAUCCGGCUCAUUUUCGUGAAGUUUUCGGGGCUCAAGGAGGACGCAUUCUGGAACAAGGUUGAUUCGUCUAUGAAGGAGAUCCGUGAGCAGUACAGGACAUCCGGAGCAAUCUACGAUGCGUACCAGGCAGUCUACAGGAAUGACAAGCUCACUUAUGGUGAGCCCGACAACGCCAUGUACCCGAUCGCUCUUGCUACCUCCAUUCCCGCGUUCAUAAACGACCUGAAUGCUGCUUCGAACAGCCGAGGGAAUGAGUGA
Sparassis crispa is the source of this 1113-nucleotide messenger RNA. RefSeq lists its product as hypothetical. The record is from RefSeq and is a predicted model, not a curated record. The transcript is spliced from 7 exons. NCBI's taxonomy places the organism in Eukaryota, Fungi, Basidiomycota, Agaricomycetes, Polyporales, Sparassidaceae. The coding region runs from base 1 to 1113 and encodes 370 amino acids.